AUCGGGCCCGGGCGUCGCGGCGCGCGCAGGAUAUAGGAGCGACUACGUACACAAUACACACAACUGAAAAGUAAUAUUGCCAGUGGAACGCGUGAAUGAAUCGUCAGACCCUAUGUGACUACUACAUUUUCAAGAUGAUGUUCGACUCAAAUUCUUGUCCAGCCCAGUUGAUAAUGAUCUACAAGGGCUGCAGUGGUCACUACCGUGACUUCUGCGACGAACUAGCAUCGUUUUUCCCGCUGUGACAGCGACAGAAGACCGGCUGAAUUGUCGGAACUUUUUGGGUCGUGUAUAUAUUUUUGUAAUUUUUUGUCUUCAUCUUUGCGUGGAGAGUGCCUCACUUUCUUCAUGUUUACUCCGCCAAAAGUCGGCUUAAGAUUUUCCACACAUCUUCAGUGAAUCCUCUCACAACAGAUGAGCAAGAGUGCUUCUUUCCUAGACCAAAUAACAUCGGGGGAUUGGAAAAACAUGGAGUUGUUUAGUUCGCCCAUCUUCAAGUCAUUUGUGGCUGGCUCCCUGAGUGGGACCUGCUCCACAGUGUUGCUGCAACCUCUUGACCUUGUCAAGACGCGGAUCCAGUCGCCAACUGUGCUUGAGCACAGCCACCGAGGGAUUCUGUACACCGUUGGUAGUGUCAUCCGUCAUGAGAAGAUUCUCGGUCUUUGGAGAGGUGUCAUUCCUUCUGUCUCAAGAACAGUUCCUGGUGUAGGAUUCUACUUCUGUUCCCUUCACACUCUCAAGACAAAGUUAGGAUGGACAGAUCCCAGUCCUUUACAAGCCAUAUCCCUCGGCAUGGUGGCACGCUGCAUUGCUGGCGGUAUCAUGCUUCCCAUCACUGUCGUCAAAACCCGCUAUGAGAGCAAGGCUUAUGAGUACACGACUGUCAGAGGGGCACUGAAGAGCAUCUAUAGAAAUGAGGGCACAAAAGGCCUCUUCAGCGGAAUGGUUGCCACCCUCAUGCGUGACGCUCCCUUCUCUGGGAUAUAUCUUGUGUUCUAUACACAGACCAAGAAAGCCAUUCCAUCAGACUGGAAAACCCCUCACUUGAUGCCCACUAUCACAUUCUGCUCGGGCCUGUUGGCCGGUGUCCUUGCCUCAGCUGUUACCCAACCAGCAGAUGUUAUCAAAACCCACAUGCAGCUGUACCCUGACAAGCACAAGACAGUUGUUGCCACAGUGCGAUACGUAAUACAGGAAAGUGGAGUGAAUGGCCUAUUACGAGGUAUGCUGCCUAGGUGCCUGAGGAGAACGUUGAUGGCAGCUUUGGCCUGGACUGUGUACGAAGAGGUGAUCGUCAAAUUGGGCUUGAAGUAGCCUCCUCGAAUGGUGCAGCUGCAUGCUCCAGAUGAGGAACUAUCCACUGGAUUCUUACAGAAGGUAUCCUAAAGUGUUGAUUGGUAGAGAGAGCUCUACUGAUCCAAGUGGAUUCUGUGUCUAGAGUGUAGCCCAGGAUAUACAUGUCGUGUUACCCCCUUGACAGUGAACAUGUAUAGUGUUUUAGUGUAUAUAGUGCCCUCCACUGGGCCCACCUAGAACAAAGAUGUGAAUGUCACUGAGAAAUGAAGCUAGUUUGAGACAGCUGUGAAGUGGCACUGGCCAUUGAGUAGAGCUUAACAUUUAGUGAAGCCUCUGAACUAUGACCAGGUGAAGUCAAAACUACAGUGAAGCCAGCAUGCAGGCCAGUAUUUCGGAGCUUUUUGGAAUACUGCAUGAUUGUCUGAACUGUCUUACAUAAAUGUGAAACUUCUGUUUAUGUUCGCUUUUUAUUUGAUUUUACUCGAAUUGUUGUGCAACAUCAAGAUUUUCCUAUCAGUUUAUCCCUGUUAAUACCUCAUACAACUAAGAGUUUUGCCAAAUUGUAUAUAGUACAUAUUUAUGAGAGAUGUUUUACGUAGGGAAAUACAAGUGACAUGCGUUGUCCUUACAGCGCAAAUGUUUGAAUAUACAUGUACAUGUAUAUCAAUGAUACUGCAGUGAGAAAAAGGUAUGGAAAUCUUGGUGUUCAUUUGAAAGCUUUGUAAAUAGUGUGUUGUAAAGUCAUCAGAUGUACACUCAAAUGCGGGUUUGUAACAUUCAGCAAUCCUAUCAUUAAUGUUACAUGUGCCUGAGCACAGCACAGUAUAUAAAAAAAGGAGACUGGUGUUUGCAAUAUUUGCUUUGAUAGCUGCAGUGUAUUCCUGGUUGUUGACAGUGGUAAUUGUUCUUGUCUGCUACUUCUGAUGUAGCCAACUGAUGCAAAGCAGCCUUAGCCAAAACCCGACUGCAGUUUGAACCAAGUCUCUUUUCAAAUCAGGUUGAAAUUCCAUAGCUUGUGCGGUGAAAUGUUUCUGAGCAUAAACGAAAACCCAGGGGAAAAAUUUAUGAAAGUAGAAAGCUGCCACGGUGUUGAUGCUAGCUCCCUACUGGGAAAUUACAUACAUACAUGUAUAACAUGCUCAUGAAUGAUUAAAAACCUGCAAACCAAUUUUGACUCGUAAUUGUUAAGUCUUUGAGAUGUUUAUCAUCUCAAGAUAACUCAUAAGGUUACAUUGUAUAUAAAGUGAAGCAAUCUGUUGGAUUAUUAUUGCUCAGUUGAUGCAGUUACUUAAAGUACAACAGGGCAGUGUUUAAUAGAUAUCAGACCCAUAUUGGCAAGUCUGAUAUAUGAACUUACAGGCCUCUUAAUAGGCACAGUAGUCUCCAAUUUUGUCUUUUUUUUUAGCUUUUUUUUUCCUUUUGCAACUGACCCUGUGAACUUUGUGUCUUUCGCCUCAGAUAUCCAAAUUUUUCUUAAGAAUCAGCUUAAAGCAAUAAUGCACCUUAAAAAAGCCUAUGCAGACUUGUAGCCCUGUUGCAUUAAUUGAACAGGUUGCAACCCUGUACGUUGAAUGUCUUUGAAAGCCUUGAUUUCUUUGGUGUCCAUUGCUAUUACAUUCCCGUGUGCCGACUGACUGAAAGCAGGUUGCAUGUUGGUUCAGCCAGUAUUAAUGUAAAAAAUAUCGAAGAUGGGUUUUUAUUAUUUCUUGAGGAAUGUUUAUUCU
Molecule: messenger RNA, 3020 nt
Organism: Acanthaster planci (crown-of-thorns starfish)
Lineage: Eukaryota; Metazoa; Echinodermata; Asteroidea; Valvatida; Acanthasteridae
Gene: slc25a38
Product: solute carrier family 25 member 38
Biological process (GO): glycine import into mitochondrion
Cellular component (GO): mitochondrion; mitochondrial inner membrane
Molecular function (GO): glycine transmembrane transporter activity
Source: RefSeq, a predicted model, not a curated record